Molecule: messenger RNA, 4408 nt
Organism: Budorcas taxicolor (takin)
Lineage: Eukaryota; Metazoa; Chordata; Mammalia; Artiodactyla; Bovidae
Gene: ZBED1
Product: zinc finger BED-type containing 1
Exons: 2
Coding region: 131-2254 (707 amino acids)
Biological process (GO): regulation of transcription by RNA polymerase II
Cellular component (GO): nucleus
Molecular function (GO): protein dimerization activity; DNA binding
Source: RefSeq, a predicted model, not a curated record
GCGGGGCAGCCAUGUCGCCUUUGUCCGCGGCGCGGGCGGCCCUGCGGGUGUACGCGGUGGGCGCGGCGCUGAUCGUGGCGCAGCUGCUGCGUCGCUGCGCGCGGGGCUUCGUGGAGCCAGGUCGUCCCGAAUGAGCGGAGGCCCAGCCGGGGGCGGCACGAUGGAGGGCAAGAGCCUGGAGGGCGGGCAGAGCGACCUGAAGCUGGUGGCACACCCGCGCGCCAAGAGCAAAGUGUGGCGCUACUUCGGCUUCGACACGAACGCGGAGGGCUGUAUCCUGCAGUGGAAGAAGAUCUACUGCCGCAUCUGCAUGGCCCAGAUCGCCUACUCGGGCAACACCUCCAACCUGUCCUACCACCUGGAGAAGAACCACCCCGACGAGUUCUGCGAGUUCGUCAAGAGCAACACGGAACAGAUGCGCGAGGCCUUCGCCAGCGCCUUCUCCAAGCUGAAGCCGGACCCCGCGCAGCCCGGCGGCGCGCCGGAGCCGCUGGCCACCAAGGCCGGCGCGCACGGCCACGAGAGCCGCAAGCAGCAGGAGCUCACCGCCGCCGUCAUGGGCCUCAUCUGCGAGGGCCUCUACCCGGCCUCCAUCGUCGACGAGCCCACGUUCAGGGCGCUGCUGAAGGCCGCCGAGCCGCGCUACGAGCUGCCGAGCCGCAAGUUCUUCUGCGGCAAGGCCAUCCCCGAGCGCUAUGGCGCCGUGCGUGAGGCGGUGCUCAAGGAGCUGGCGGACGCCGCCUGGUGCGGCGUCUCCACCGACCUGUGGCGCAGCCAGACGCAGAACCGCACUUACGUGACGCUGUCGGCACACUUCCUGGGCCGCGCGGCCCCCCACGGGCUGGCCGUGGGCUCCCGCUGCCUCAAGACCUUCGAGGUGCCCGAGGAGAACGCGGCCGAGACCAUCACGCGCGUCCUCUACGAAGCGUUCAUCGAGUGGGGCGUCCACGCCAAGGUCUUCGGCGCCACCACGGACCGCGGCAAGGACCUGGCCCAGGCCUGCUCGCUGCUUGACAUCCCGGUGCACAUGCCGUGCCUCGGCCACACCUUCGACGCGGCCAUCCGCCAGGCCUUCCGGCUGCCCAAGCUGGGCGCGCUGCUGGGCCGCUGCGCCAAGCUGGUGGCGUACUUCCAGCAGUCGCCCGUGGCCAUGGUGAUGCUCCGCGAGAAGCAGAGGCAACGGAACGCGGCCCCCUGCAUGCUGGUGAGCGACCGCGUGGCCUGGUGGGGCAGCACGCUCGCCAUGCUGCAGCGCCUCCGGGAGCAGCAGUGUGCCGUCGCCGGGGUCCUGCUGGAGGACACCAACAACCACCACCUCAUGCUGGACGCCGCCGAGUGGGCCACCAUCGAGGGCCUGGUGGAGCUGCUGCAGCCGUUCCAGCAGGUGGCCGAGAUGCUGUCGGCCUCCAAGCACCCCGCCAUCAGCAUGGUCAAGCCGCUGCUGCACAUGCUCCUGAACACGACGCUCAACCCCAAGGAGACGGACCCCAAGGAGAUCAGCAUGGCGAAGGAGGUGAUCGCCAAGGAGCUCGCCAAGACCUACCAGGAGAGCCCCGAGAUCGACCUGUUCCUCAACGUGGCCACCUUCCUGGACCCGCGCUACAAGAGGCUGCCGUUCCUCUCCACUUUCGAGCGGCAGCAGGUGGAGAGCCGCGUGCUGGAGGAGGCCAAGGGGCUCCUGGAGAAGGUGAAAGAGGGUGCCUGCCGCGCGUCCGAGGACACGGCGGCCGCGCCGCCCGAGGAGCCGCCGCCGCCCAAGAAGCCGGCGCCCUCGCCCACCCCGCCGCCCGCCAGCGUCAUCAACGACAUGCUGGCCGAGAUCUUCUGCCCCACCGGGGGCGUGGAGGACCAGGAGGAGUGGCACGCCCAGGUGGUGGAGGAGCUGAGCAACUUCAAGUCGCAGAAGCCCCUGGGGCUCAACGAGGACCCGCUCAAGUGGUGGUCGGACCGCCUGGCCCUGUUCCCCGUGCUGCCCAAGGUGCUGCAGAAGUACUGGGCCGUGGCGGCCACGCGCGUCGGCCCCGAGCGCCUCUUCGGCUCGCGCGCCACCGUGGUGAGCGCCAAGCGCAACCGCCUGGCCCCCGCGCACGUGGACGAGCAGGUCUUCCUGUACGAGAACGCGCGCGGCGGCGCCGACGCCGAGCUGGAGGACGAAGACGAGGGCGAGUGGGGCCUGGACCACGAGCAGGCCUUCGCGCCCGGCGAGGCGGCCCACGCCGGCUUCUUCGGCGUCCGGGACGGCAGCUUCGUGUAGCCGGGGUGGGGGCUGGCGGGCGCCGGCAGGUGCGGGGGCGGUGCACAGGGGUGCGCCCGGGGGCGGUACCCGUGUGGAUGCUUGGCUGUCGGGACUGACGCCCCCGCCACCCCAGUGCGGGUGGGCGCACUGCUGCUGGGAAGGCGGGAAUCCAGCAGAAGAGGGACACGGAUCUUUGAGGGUGUGUGUGUGUGUGUACGUGCCCCAGAGGGGAGACGCGGACUCUGGGUGGUCCAGAGAAGGGAGACGGACUCUGGGUGGUCCCAGACAAGAGAGAUGGACUCUGCGUGGUCCACAGAGGAGAGAGAUGGACUCUGCGUGGUCCACAGAGGAGAGAGAUGGACUCUGGGUGGUCCACAGAGGAGAGAGAGACGAGGCUCUUGAGUAGUCCAAACCUGGUGAAAACAAGUGUUUCCUCUGCAGGGGGCGGCAGCGGUGUCGGGGGGGACCCCCCUGUAUCCCAGGAACAGGGAAAGAAAUGACUUGUAAAAACCGGCAGCGUCCACCCAUCGGAUUACCAGUCUCAACGCCCCCGACGCUAGCAUGGCCGGCGGGGGUGGUCUGACUCCCCUCUGUUAAUUCCGUUCCUGCAGUGUCCCAUGUUCUCACGCCAGGGAGGGUUUGGGGUGAAUCAGAGACAAAUGUUAAUCAGGGGGCCGCUGAGGACGAAAGCCCCUUCCGUGUUCCCCAAAGCCCACCUCCCCCCGAGCACCACUUGCACGCUGCACCCGCGCCCCGGGCACCAUCCGCGGCUGUUAGCCCCGUCGGUCCGUAAAGGAGCACGCCUACCUUGUCAAUUACCAGGGAACCUGGAGACACGCUUUAGCCAGCCGCCCUGUGUUCAAGGCAUGAUGGAACAUGUCACCCUUCAGCCCGUGGUGCCAUCGCUUAUAAAAAAGCCAAAAAAGAGAUACUGGGUGUGGUUUCUUUUUUGCCACCCACGAGUGUUUUUUUGUUUUUGUUUUUUUCCCUCCCCUCCCUUCCCCGAAUUCACGGUCCUUGCCAGGUUCCCUAGCUCUUGUGUUGUCGAGGUGGUGUUUGCCCGUCCGGAUGCUUCAAAGACGCUUCCCAGGGGGCUCCGUGGUAAAGAACCUGCCUGCUAAGGCAGGAGACCUGGGUUCGAUCCCUGGGUUGGGGAAAAUCCGCUGCAGGAGGGCAUGGCAAUCCACUCCAGUAUUCUUGCCUGGAGAAUCCCAUGGACAGAGGAGCCUGGUGGGGCUACAGUCCCUGGGGUCACAGAGAGCGAGAUGACUGAGCAAGUCUACAGCAAAAAUCCCCAAUUAACAAUGCUGUGACAGUUUCCGGUGGACAGCAAAGGGACUCAGCCACACGUACACAAGUACCCACUCUCCCCCAAACUGCCCUCCCAUCCAGGCUGCCACGUGACACUGAGCAGAGUUCCCUGUGCUGGACAGCAGGUCCUUGCUGGUUCUCCAUGUUAAAUACAGCAGGGUGUCCAUGUCCGUCCCAGACUCCCUAUCUAUUCCUUCCCCCACCCUUCCCCGCCGGGGACCAUAAGGUUAUUACAGAGGAUUGAGCAGAGUUCCAUGUGCUGUCCAGCAGGUCCUUGCUGGUUCUCCACGUUAAAUACAGCAGGGUGCCCACGUCUGUCCUGAGCCUUUACGCAGUGAGGACGGACCACGUGUACCCCCAGGGCGUCCGGGUUUUUUCCAUCUCCUAUCUUUCCCUGCUCCCUCCCUCGCUCUCCUUUCUUUUAAGAAAACAAGCUACCCCAGAAACAGCCUCGGAGGUCAGCAUCCGUCCUCUUUCUCCUUUUCUGUGUUUUAUGGGUUGCCUCUAAUCCAGGGUGGCUCGGGGGAUGCCACAUCAGACAUCAAAUUAUUUCAUUUUGAGCUUAAAUGGGCCCUUUUUCAGGCAUGAAAACCUGCCACUUUCAGAGCUUUCUCCAUCGAACACAAAAGUGGAACAUGUCCGUAAAUGUCUCAGAUAAAACGUCAUUGCCGGCAUCCAGAACUUCUCGUAAAGACACGGCCGCUAACUGUCAUGGACGUGUCUUAUCUGGGUCUGCCCAGGACUCUGCUUCCAGGAAAUGGAGUGUGUUUCGCGCUCAGGUCUUGUCGUCAAAAUCCUGAUUCUGUGCUUCCUCUAAGUGGUGUUUGUCCCAUGCUCAGUAAAGUCACAAUGAAGUCACGA